Messenger RNA from Prunus armeniaca (apricot), 3267 nucleotides. NCBI's taxonomy places the organism in Eukaryota, Viridiplantae, Streptophyta, Magnoliopsida, Rosales, Rosaceae. The record is from the annotation of a GenBank genome assembly.
AUGACAACUCCCAAAGUUGAGGAAGAAGAUUGGCGGCGUCAUAAUAUAUUCCGAACACGAGUCCAAUGUGGGGGAAAGGUGUGUAACGUGAUCCUUGAUGGAGGAAGUAGUGAGAACAUCAUCUCAAAGGAGGCAGUGGAAAAACUUAAGUUACCGAUUGAGAAGCAUCCUAAUCCCUACAAGGUUGCAUGGUUUCGAAAGGGGAACGAAGUACCAGUUACUUCAAGGUGUUUGGUUAAAUUCACUAUUGGUAAUACUAUUGAUGAUGAAGUGUGGUGCGACGUCGUUCCCAUGGAUGCAUGUCAUAUCUUAUUAGGAAGACCUUGGUUGUUUGACAAAGACAUGAUUCACUACACUAAAGCCAACACCUAUGUAUUCCAUCAAGAUGGGAAGAAAUUGAGCUUGCAACCACUCAAAGAAGUGAACAACAAUCCUAAGGUAACCAAAGUCAGUGGGUUUUUAACAGGCCAUAAUUUUGAACAAGAGAGCAAAGAAAUGGGAAUUAUGUAUGCGCUUGUUGCUAAAGAGAUAGGAGCUGAUCAACUGCUGAAAUUUAAUGAGUUUCCGAAAGAAAUUCAGCACAUAUUAAUGGAAUUCCAAGAGCUAGUUGGUGAUGAAUUACCACAAGGUUUACCACCAAUGAGGAGUAUUCAACAUGCUAUUGAUUUGGUGCCUGGAGCAGCAUUACCUAACCUUCCUGCAUAUCGGAUGCCACCCACCCAACGAGCUGAAAUUCAGAGGCAAGUAGAAGAUCUAAUUGCUAAAGGGUUAGUGCGUGAAAGCAAAAGUCCAUGCGCAGUUCUAGCAUUGUUAACACCAAAGAAAGAUCAAACAUGGAGGAUGUGUGUGGACAGUCGUGCCAUUAACAAGAUUACAGUGAAAUACCGGUUCCCUAUCCCUCGAUUAGAAGAUAUGCUUGACAUGCUGGCAGGAUCUAAGGUGUUCUCCAAAAUUGAUUUGAGAAGUGGGUACCAUCAAAUUCGCAUGAGGAGCGGUGACGAAUGGAAAACAGCUUUCAAAACUCCUAAUGGCCUUUACGAGUGGUUAGUGAUGCCAUUUGGACUCUCCAAUGCUCCAAGCACAUUUAUGCGAGUCAUGACUGAGGUAUUAAAACCUUUCUUAGGUUUAUUUGUGGUGGUUUAUUUUGAUGACAUAUUAAUAUAUAGUCAAACUUCUGAAGAGCACUUAAUCCAUUUGCGGCAAGUUCUGGAGGCCCUUCGGAAGGAACAACUUUAUAUAAAUCUUAAAAAGUGUUCCUUCUUGAGCGACAAAGUUGUAUUCCUAGGCUUUGUUGUUUCAACUAAUGGCUUGCAAGCAGAUCCUGAGAAGAUAAGAGCUAUUAUGGAGUGGCCAGUGCCACAAUCUGUGGGUGAUGUUCGGAGUUUUCAUGGAUUGGUCUCGUUUUAUAGGAGGUUCAUCCGUGGUUUCAGCUCUAUUAUGAAUCCGAUCACUGAAUGCUUGAAACAAAACAGCUUUGAAUGGUCAAAGUCAGCACAAAGAGCUUUUGAACAAAUAAAGGUAUUGAUGACAGAAGCUCCAGUACUUACUUUACCAGAUUUUGAGAAGUUAUUCACUAUUGAAUGCGAUGCAUCCCAUGUUGGAAUUGGGGCUGUUUUGAGUCAAGAAGGCAGACCCGUGGAGUUCUUUAGUGAGAAGUUGUCUGGUGCUAAAUGUCGCUAUUCUACCUAUGACUUAGAAUUUUACGCUUUGGUUCGGGCAAUUCAACAUUGGGAGCACUACCUCGCUUAUAAAGAAUUCGUGGUUUACUCUGAUCAUCAAGCUUUAAGGUACUUGAACUCUCAAAAGAAGUUGAAUGCUCGGCAUGUCAAAUGGAGUUCAUAUCUUCAAGAAUUCAAUUUUUCUCUCAACUACAAGACGGGUGAAUCUAACAAAGUUGCGGAUGCCUUGAGCCGAAGGAAUCUAUUAUUAACAACGAUGAGUACCCAAGUUAUUGGCUUUGAGGAGUUAAAAGAACAAUAUGCUACGGAUUCAUAUUUCAGCUCUAUAGUUUCUGAACUCCAAGGUCCAACAGGUUGGAAGAUGUUACCAUUUCGAAUGCAUGAUGGGUAUUUAUUCAAAAGAAAUUUGUUGUGUAUUCCCGAGGGAUCAUUACGUGAACAAAUCAUUAGGGAGCUUCAUGGCAAUGGAUUAGGAGGACAUUUUGGAAGGGAUAAAACAUUGGCUAUGGUGACUGAUCGUUAUUAUUGGCCUGGGAUGUACAAGGACGUUGAUAGACUUGUCCGUAAGUGUCAAAUCUGUCAGUUUGGCAAAGGAAGUUCACAAAAUACGGGUUUAUACACGCCCUUACCAGUUGCAGAAGCCCCUUGGGUUCAUAUUAGUAUGGACUUUGUGUUAGGACUUCCGAAAACAGCCAGAGGACAUGAUAGUCUUUUUGUCGUGGUAGAUCGCUUUUCCAAGAUGGCACAUUUCAUUCCAUGUGCUAGAACAGCAGAUGCUACACAUAUAGCUGAUUUAUUCUUUAAAGAAGUGGUGAGACUACAUGGUGUGCCAACAUCUAUCGUUUCAGAUAGGGAUGUUAAGUUUACUGGGCAUUUUUGGAGGACUCUUUGGAGGAAGUUUGGAACUGAUCUAAAGUAUUCUAGCACUUGUCAUCCGCAGACGGAUGGUCAAACUGAAGUAGUAAAUAGAAGUCUGGGUAAUAUGCUAAGGUGCCUUGUUGGAAGCAAUGUCAAGACAUGGGAUUUGAUCAUUCCACAAGCUGAAUUUGCAUACAACAAUUCUGUGAAUCGAUCAACAAAGAAGACACCAUUUGAAGCUGCUUAUGGACUUAAACCUCAACAUGUUAUUGACCUAGUUCCACUUCCACAAGAGAUGAGGGUGAGUGAUGAAGGAGAGGGUUUUGCAGAUCACGUGAAAAGAGUGCAUGAGGAAGUAAAGACAGCUAUAAAGGCUAGUAAUGAGUCAUAUGCAGCCGCUGCAAAUCAACAUCGGAGACUCAAAGAUUUUGAAGAAGGAUUUGAUGAGGAACCAGUUUCAACAGAGGCACAAAUCCAACAACUUCCAAAGGCUCACCCUGAAAUUGUUGAAGAUGUGUUGGAUAUCAAAGAGGUAAAGUCAAGGAGAGGUAACCAGUAUAGGCGGUUCUUAGUGAAAUGGUUGGGUAAGAACGCUACUGAGAGCACGUGGGUUCCUGAAGAAGAAUUAAAGAGGAUUGAUCCAGAAAUAUAUGCUGAAGUUGUUAAAGCUUUCUCACCAGAGUCGAGUUCUUUCCAACCGGUGGAGUUGAUGCAGGAGCAUCAAUCCUAG